Molecule: messenger RNA, 357 nt
Organism: Fusarium graminearum PH-1
Lineage: Eukaryota; Fungi; Ascomycota; Sordariomycetes; Hypocreales; Nectriaceae
Exons: 3
Coding region: 1-357 (118 amino acids)
Source: RefSeq, a predicted model, not a curated record
AUGUCGGUCAUCAAGACGCUCAUUAUUCCCGCCGUCAUCUCGUUGAUUCUCUUCAUUCUGCUCACAUACAUUCUUAUUCCAUUAUGGCGUCGGUACGCCCGCUACAGUCAAUAUCUUCCCCUCGACACGUUAUCGUCCCAUACGUCGUCUUUGCGCGAGCGCAUAACGGCCCGCGUAGCUGCGUGGCGCUCCAACCGCGACGUCGCGUUCGCAUCCGACGACGGUUCUGAUGACGGAAUAGGUGAUGAUGGAGAAGAACUUGGAAACGUCGACGAGGCUACCUGGCGUCAGAUGGAGGCAGAUACCCGUGCGGCCCGGCCAGACAAUGCCAGGCGGCUGAGCAGAGAAGGGAUUUAG